Molecule: messenger RNA, 9465 nt
Organism: Morone saxatilis (striped sea-bass)
Lineage: Eukaryota; Metazoa; Chordata; Actinopteri; Moronidae
Product: spectrin beta chain, non-erythrocytic 2-like
Exons: 40
Coding region: 1-7845 (2614 amino acids)
Biological process (GO): actin cytoskeleton organization
Cellular component (GO): cell junction; cell projection; cortical actin cytoskeleton
Molecular function (GO): phospholipid binding; actin filament binding; structural constituent of cytoskeleton
Source: RefSeq, a predicted model, not a curated record
AUGGCUAAUGCCUCCCCAGACCUGGACAACGCGGAAGCCCAGCGCCAGCUCAACAACAACAACCGACCAAUCGGCUCUGGGUUCUGGGAGACGGAGUGUACCAGCUCCAAGCUGUUCGAGUGCUCCCGCAUCAAGGCCCUGGCAGAUGAACGAGAUGCGGUGCAGAAGAAGACUUUUACCAAGUGGGUCAACUCCCAUCUGUCCAGAGUGUCCUGUCGCAUAUCUGACCUCUACAACGACCUGAGGGAUGGAUACAUGCUCACCAGACUGCUGGAGGUCCUCAGUGGAGAGCUGCUGCCGAGGCCUACACGGGGUCGAAUGCGGAUCCACUGCCUGGAGAACGUUGACAAAGCCCUCCAGUUCCUUAAAGAACAGAGGGUUCACCUGGAAAACGUUGGUUCCCAUGACAUUGUGGAUGGAAAUCACCGCCUCACGCUGGGCCUUAUGUGGACCAUUAUCCUACGCUUCCAGAUCCAGGUGAUCAAAAUAGAGACAGAGGACAACAGAGAAACCCGCUCUGCCAAGGAUGCCCUACUGCUCUGGUGCCAGAUGAAGACCGCAGGGUACUCUGAGGUCAACAUCCAGAAUUUUACCACCUGCUGGAGAGACGGCCUCGCCUUUAACGCCCUCAUACACAGACACAGACCUGACCUAAUAGAGUUCCACAAGUUGACGCGGUCCAAUGCAACCCACAACCUCCAGCAAGCCUUCAACAUCGCUGAGCAGCACCUGGGCCUGACCAAACUCCUGGACCCUGAAGAUGUGAACACAGAGAACCCAGACGAAAAGUCCAUCAUCACCUAUGUGGUCUCCUACUACCACUACUUCUCCAAGAUGAAGGCUCUUAUUGUGGAGGGCAAGAGGGUUGGAAAGGUACUGGACAAUUGUAUUGAGGCAGAGAAGAUCAUCAACCGCUAUGAGGCUCUGGCGUCAGACCUGUUGGACUGGAUAGAAAAGACCAUCGCGGUCAUCAGUAACCAGAAGUUUGCCAACUCGUUGACCGGAGUUCAGCAGCAGCUACAGGCCUUCACAACCUACUGCACCAUAGAGAAACCCAUCAAGUUUCAGGAGAAGGGGAAUCUUGAGGUCCUUCUCUUCACAAUCCAAAGCAAACUCAGAGCCAACAACCAGAAACCCUAUGUGCCUCAUGAUGGGAAGCUCAUCUCAGACAUCAACAAGGCCUGGGAGAGGCUGGAGAAGGCGGAACACGAGAGGGGCGUGGCUCUGCGUAAGGAGCUGAUUCGUCAGGAGAAGCUGGAGCUGCUAGCUCAGCGCUUUGACCACAAAACCACCAUGAGACAAGCCUGGCUCAAUGAGAACCAGAGACUUGUAUCACAGGACAAUUUUGGCUAUGACCUACCAGCAGUUGAGGCGGCAAUGAAGAAACACGAGGCCAUCGAGGCGGACAUAGCCUCAUAUGAAGAGCGAAUCGGCGUGGUGGUGGAGCUCGCUGCAGAGAUGGAGGCAGAAGGAUACUACGACAUCCGGCGUAUCUCGGCACGAAAGGAGAACAUCCUGGGCCAGUGGAGUCUGCUGAAGGAGCUGGUGGCUGGGAGGAGGACCCGGCUGGAGAAGAACCUGGCCCUGCAGAAGACUUUUCAGGACAUGGUCUACAUGAUCGACUGGAUGGAGGACACACAGGUCCAGCUGCUGUCGAAGGACUUCGGGAAGCAUCUUCUGGAGGUAGACGACCUGCUGCAGAAACACAGCCUGCAGGAAGCCGACAUUACAGUGCAGGCUGAGAGGGUCGAGACACUCAACACCGCUGCACUCAAAUUCACCACUAUAGAGGGUUACCAACCAUGUGACCCGCAAGUUAUCUGUAACCGUGUCAAUCAUGUCUCCUCCUGUCUGGAGGAGCUGAAACAACUGGCAGCUAAAAGACGCACUGAGCUUGAAGAGUCGAGACAGCUAUGGGCGUUCUUUCAGGAGCUGGAGGAGUCGGAGGCCUGGAUCAGGGAGAAGAGCUCCAUCUUGGGUGCUCAGGGUUUUGGGAAGGACCUGAGCAGUGUGCUGAAGUUACUACAAAAACACAAGACUCUGGCUGGAGAACUGCUGGCUCACCGGUCGCUGCUGCAGAACACCAUGAAGCGAGGAAAGCAGAUCCUGAGUGAAAAGAGCUUUGGCACGGCGGGGAUCCAGGAGCACAUCAUGGAUGUGAAGAGCGAGUGGAAGAGGUUGGAGGACCAAGCUGCUCAGCGUCUUGGCCACCUACAGGAGGCGCUAAACUUUUUUCAGUUCUCCACGGAGACGGACGACCUGGUGGCCUGGCUGCAGGAUGCUUACCGCCUGGUGUCCAGUGAAGACUUCGGGCAUGAUGAGUACUCCACACAGUCCCUGCUAAAGAAACACAGAGGAGUCAGCGAGGCCAUCGACAAACAUCGUCUGCAUGUAGUGGCACUGCGCAAACACAUGGUGGCGCUGCCUCUGCGUUACCGUGAUCAGGAGGAGGUGCAGGUGCGCAUGGGAGAGGUGGAGCAGCUGUAUACGGAAGUGAUUGAGGUGGCGGUGCUCAGACAGCAGUGGCUUCACGAUGCCCUUGCGGUCUACCGCAUGUUCAGCGAGGUCAACGCCUGCGAGCUGUGGAUUGAUGAGAAGGAGCAGUGGCUGGACAAGAUGGAGAUCCCAGAGAGACUGGAGGAUGUGGAGGUGGUGGCACAUAGGUUUGAGAGCCUGGACCAGGAGAUGAACAGCCUGAUGGGAAGGAUCCUGGACGUUAACCAGAUAGUUCAGCAACUCCUGGAUGGAGGUCAUCCAUCUUCUACAGAGGUCAGAGGUUGUCAAGACCACCUCAACUCCAGGUGGAACAGCAUUGUGGAGCUGGUGGAGCAGAAGAAAGAUCAGCUGGACUCGAUGUUACGACUGCAGAACUACCUGCUGGAGUGUGCUGAGAUCAAGUCCCAGAUCCAGGACAAGAGAAAGGCCAUCGAUGCCACUCAGUACAUGGGCAGCGACCUGGGAGGAGUCCUGGCACUGCAGAGACGUCUCUCUACCAUGGAGGGAGCCCUGUCUGUCCUGGAGCCCAAACUGUUGCAUCUACAGGAAGAGGCCGAGCAUCUAGCAACCGUCCACCAAGGUCGGGCCAUGGAGGUUCUUGUGCCGUUUGAUGGCAUCAGUCUGGAGUGGGAGGAGCUGAAACGCACCCUGCAGGGCUGUGAGGACUCGCUGAUGGUGGCUAGCAGGCUGCAGAGCUUCAUACAGGACCUGGACUCCUUCCUCACCUGGUUGGUCCAGACGCAGACGGCGGCUGCCUCAGACCAGCUGCCCAACGACCUGGAGGAGGCAGAGAGACUCAUCAACAAACAUGCUGCCCUAAAGGAGGAGAUCGGACGAUAUGAAGAAGACUACGAGCGCUUGCAGGCCAUGAAUGAGCUGCUGGAGUCCGAGGAGGCUCCGCUCCCUCAGGCCGCCCUGCAGCAGUGGCUCCAGAAGCUCGAUGUCGGCUGGAACAAACUGCUGGAGAUGUGGGAGAGCAGGAGAGAGGUUCUGGUCCAGGCUCACAUUUUCCAUCUGUUCCUGCGAGAUGUCAAACAGGCCGAGUCCUUCCUCAACAACCAGCUGGGGGACUGGGUGUGUGAGAAGAUGCUGAUGGCGAGGGACAGCAGCCGAGACGAGACCCAGAAGCUUCACAAGAAAUGGCUGAAGCACCAGGCCUUCAUGGCCGAGCUGGCCCAGAAUAAGGAAUGGCUGGACAAAAUUGAAAAGGAGGGCCAGCAGCUGAUCCAGGAGAAGCCGGAGCUCAGCCCUGUGGUCCGGAAGAAGUUGGGGGAAAUCAGGGAGUGCUGGCAGGAUCUGGAGAGCACCACUCAGGCCAAAGCCCGUCAGCUCUUCGAGGCCAACAAGGCAGACCUGCUGGUGCAGAGCUACGAAAGCCUGGACCAGAGACUGGGACAGCUGGAAGGUCAACUGGUUUACGUGGACCAGGGACAGGACCUCACCACUGUCAACAAGCAGCUGAAAAAACUACAGACCAUGGAGACCCAGAUGGAGGAGUGGUAUAGGGAGGUGGGGCAGCUCCAGGUGCAGGUGGCCACCAUCCCGCAGCAGACACAGAUCAAGGAGACGGUUGCCGGGCGCCAGGCAGCCGUGGAGGCCAGGAUGGUGCGUCUGAUCGAGCCGCUGAAGGAGAGGCGACGCAUCCUGCUGGCGUCUAAAGAAGUUCACCAAGUUGGACGAGACCUGGAGGAUGAGAUUUUGUGGAUCCAGGAGCGCCUCCCGAUGGCCAUGUCUCAGGAGCACGGCUCCACUCUCCAGGCAGUCCAGCAGCUCAUGAAGAAGAACCAGACACUUCAGAGGGAGCUUCAGGGUCACAGGGGCAGGAUCGAGGACGUCCUGGAGAGAGCAGGGAUCAUCGCUUCCAUACGCAGCCCUGAGGCCGACUGCGUCAGGGCGGGCCACGACCAGCUGGCCCAGCUGUGGGCUCUGCUCUGGGCCGAGACCGAGAGGAGGCAGUUGAUCCUGGACGCCAUGUACCAGGCCCAGCAGUACUACUUUGACACAGCCGAGGUGGAGGCCUGGCUGAGCGAGCAGGAGCUGCACAUGAUGAAUGAGGAGAAGGGGAAGGACGAGCCAAGCACACUGCAGCUGCUGAAGAAACACUUGGUCCUGGAACAGACCAUUGAGGACUAUGCUGAGACCAUCGGCCUGCUGUCACAGCAAUGCCGACAGCUGCUGGAGAUGGGGCAUCCAGACUGCGAGCAGAUCAGCAAGCGUCAGUCGCAGAUCGACCGUCUGUAUGUGUCUCUGAAGGACCUGGUGGAGGAGAGGAAGAGCCGCCUGGAGCAGCAGUACUGGCUCUACCAGCUCAACAGGGAAGUGGACGAGCUGGAGCAAUGGAUCGCUCAGAGGGAGGUGGUCGCCAGCUCGCCCGAACUGGGUCAAGACUUUGAGCAUGUCACUGUCCUGCAGGAGAAGUUCACAGAGUUUGCGUCAGAGACGGGAAGUGUGGGGCAGGAACGAGUGACUGCCGUCAACCAAAUGGUGGACGAGCUCAUCGACUACGGCCACUCGGAGGCCGCCACCAUCGCUGAAUGGAAGGACGGGGUGAACGAGGCUUGGGCCGACCUGCUGGAGCUCAUGGAGACCCGGGCGCAGAUGCUCGCUGCUUCACACCAGCUUCAUAAGUUCUUCUCUGACUGCAGAGAGGUUUUGGCCCAGAUUGAGGACAAACAUCGAAGGCUGCCGGAGGUUCGGGCUCGGCAGGGCAGCACUGCCAACACCAGCACCCUGCAGAGACUCCUGCACAGCUUUGAACAGGACAUACAGCUGCUCGUCACGCAAGUGCGUCAGCUGCAGGAGAGCGCAGCCCAGCUGAGGACGGUGUACGCUGGCGAGAAGGCUGAAGCCAUAGCGUGCCGCGAGCAUGAAGUGAUGCAGUACUGGAAAGAGCUGCUGACAUCCUGCGAGGAGUGUCGAGUGCAGAUUACCACUGAGACGGACAAGCUGAGGUUCUUCAGCAUGGUCCGAGAUCAGAUCACGUGGAUGGAAUCUAUCAUUUGUCAGAUAGGGACAGGAGAGAAGCCCAGGGACGUGUCCUCAGUUGAGGUGCUGAUGAAUUAUCACCAGAGUCUGAAGAGCGAAGUGGAGGCUCGCAGCCGGAGCACCCUGGAGUGUAUCGAGAUGGGCAAAACCCUGCUGGCAGCUAGAAACCCAGCAUCUGAAGAGAUCAAGGACAAGCUCGAAAAAGUGGUUGCUAAGCAACAUGAGCUGUCUGAGAAGUGGGACAAGCACUGGGAAGUCCUACAGCAAUUGUUGGAGGUUCACCAGUUUGCCCAGGAGGCGGUCGUGGCGGAGGCGUGGCUGACCGCUCAGGAGCCUUUCAUAAACAGCAAGGAGCUGGGCGGGAGCGUCGACGAGGUGGAGCAGCUGAUUCGUCGCCAUGAAGCCUUCCGCAAAGCCGCCGCCACCUGGGAAGAGCGAUUCAGCUCACUGCGACGACUCACCACGGUCGAAAAGUUGAAAGCAGAGCAAAGCAAACUCCCCCCGACCCCUCUGCUGGGUCGUAAAGUCUUCCUUGACCCCCAAGAUGCCUCACCAAGUCCAUCCACCCUCCCCCGCCUCCCAAUCUCCCCCGUCACAAGACAGACCAUCUAUGAACAGAACGAAGCCAGCUCUCCUCCAUCGCCCUCACCUGCCACGCCAACACCCUCUCCUACGUCUGUGGCUCGUCGGCUGGGGUCGACAGUCGCUAACUACACCCCUGUGAUGAACGGCUCCAGCUACCGCCAUACCCUGGAGGCGCGGCAUGGCAGCGUAGUGGGUGUGGCUGCUGGACUAGGUCAGCCCGCGCCUUCCUCGAUUGCCUCAGUUGCCACGGCGGCCAUGCUAGUCUCAGCCAACCAGGUGCGAGAGAGUGCCAGUGCGACAAAAGACCAAGCAGCAAAGGUAAUGAGUCACCUCCAGCCUCCAGUACAGGCGGCGAGGACACUGGAGGUAAAAUCAUCCCCGUAUCUACGGCAACCCAAAAUCAAACACUUGGAUGAUGCAGUGACGCCGCUGCUUGUGGCCAGCCGGCUGGAGAAAGCGAGGGAGAGGGAGAGGGGGAGGGAGAGAGAGAUAAUGAUGGGAGAGAUAGGGACGGAGAAGGCGGAAGUGGCUGUGAUGGCCGAGGUGGUGCUCCAGGAGCCGAGCCGGGAGCGUCUGCACAGCGAGCCCACCAGAGGGCCACGGGGGUCCAGGACUGACCCAUUAGGCCACGCUGAGCCCCAGGUCCAGACCCACACCUACCACAGGGACCACAGGAUAGAAAGGCAGCUGUCUAGCGAGCAGUUGAUCCAGGCGCGCAGGGACGAGUUGCCUCAGGAGGUAUGGAGGGAACAUGCAGAGAGGAGGGAGAGACGGACGCUGGAGAGGCAAACGUCCAGCGAGCAGGAGGGCCACGGGGGCCACGAGGGCCGGCGAAGAGAGAGGGAUCGACACCGGGUGGAGAGACAUGAAUCCAGUGAGCACGACACCGCGAAGGAGCAGUCAGACAGACGCUCAGGAGGAGGAGAAAAGAGAUCCACCCUGGCAGAAAUUGUAGAGCAGCUGCAAGAAAGAGAAGCGGCGCAGGCCCGUGGUGAGGUGCCCCGCCUGCCUAACGGGUUACCAGAGAAGUCUUCCCGUCCCGAACGGCCUCGAGCUCGGGACAGACCAAAACCGCGGCGCCGACCACGACCCAAAGACGCAGGAGAGGCGACAACGCGGCGGUCCAGGUCUGCUCCGGCCCAGAGCAGCCCGGCAGUUCCCCAGCCUCCAACACACACCGCACACCACGAGGGCUUCCUUUUCCGCAAACUGGACAUCGAGACCCUGAAGAAGAGCACCAAUAGGUCAUGGGUCAACCUGUACUGCGUGCUGAACAAAGGGGAGAUGGGUUUCUACAAGGACGCCAAGAACACCACCACGCCCUACAACAACGAGCCGCUGCUCAACCUCUCCCACUGCCACUGCGACGUCACCAACGGCUACAAGAAGAAGAAGAACGUCUUCACGCUCAAAACGAAGGACGGUAGCGAGUUUUUGUUUCAUGCAAAAGAUGAGGAUGACCUCAAAACGUGGGUGACCAACAUCACCGCCAGUAUAUCGGAGCACGAGGAGAUUGCCAAAUGGGGUCAGCCCCAACCAACUACCUCAUCCACCGACGAGGGCACACGCCGUGACGGCAGCAAGGCGGACAACAGGUCAGAGCGAGGUGGCGAGCGCUCAGACCGGGCCGAGCGGAUUGAAAAGGCAGAAAAAGAGCGGGAGAAAGAGAGAGAGAAGGAGAAGGAAAAAGAGCGGGAGCGAGGCGAAAGGUCGGAGAGGUCAGAUCGUGGCGGGAAGUCGGACGCGAAGCGCUCAGAAAAAUCUGGUAAGAAAAAGUGAGCCGGGUGACUGGAUUGGUCGGGAUUGAAGCAUAUGAACUCCGGAGGAGGCGGGGCCGUAGACUGGUAGUGAACGCCCCCCUCCUUCUCUCCGCCUCCAACACUGUCAACAAAACGGUUGUGUUUGGAUGGAAGGUGACACACAGGACAGAGGGACUGACCCAGGCUCACUCAUAGGACGGACAGGACGGAUUUGGAGCAGGAGACAUCUUUCUCUUUCUCUCUCUCUUCUUCUGUGUCUCUGUGAGAACGCACAGAGUCCAAUGACGCUCCGCCUACGCCCCCCUGGUGGCUGUUUCAGAGAACUGCAGAGAGAAUUUUCGUAGCUGCUGAACCCCGGGCAGCGUUAACGCGAGAGAGAGACGGGACACGCAUCAUGUUAACUCAAAGGCUGUUACUGAUUGCUGGUAGUGCGAUAAAACGUAGCUCAUUCUGUUCCAUGUUUGUUUUUUCUAUGAGAUGAGCUGUAUCUGUAUGUAUUCCUCGUCUGUCUGUCCUAUCUACUGUAUCUAUCUGUCUGUCUGUAAGUCGAAGACAUCCUACACUAUGAAAUCGAAAGAGAAUUGAAUUAUGCCAAAAUGUUUUACAGACAUUCAAACUUAGAGGAACUGUUUUCUCCACUUUGUCUGAUCUGUCUUGAGGUCUGGCCAUGAAAAAAUGUGGAACUGAAAACUGAAAUUGGUUUUACUAUGGUACCAAACGGCACUGAAACCACGUUCAUCCAAACUCACCACGGAUGAAUCAACACUGAUAAACAGCUACAGUACUGCGCUGGUUCUAGGAAGUUAGAAACAUGAUGAUUUAAGACAACAGAAGAGUAGAUGGCCGACCAAGGUGACGAACUUCAAAAUAAUCAGGUGCAUAAAAAAUGUUUAAUCAUUGCUCAGAAAUUAAUAGAAUACAUCCAAAGGCUUGAAAUCUUGACCUUAAGAACACAACAAAUUGAAAUUUUCUUACAUUUAGUGUUGAAAUCUGCCCACAAAGAGCAAACAGAGCUGUUUUCCUUUGUGGGUUUAUUUAGUAUUAAAUAUGUUUCUCAUUAAGAUUUCUGCCAGACAGAUGGGUCAUAAGGUGUUUAACCUGUGACAUAAAGACUACAGGACGGUAUGAUCACUGCAGCCACUUGAGCUCUCUAGUCUUCAAUUCAUAAAAAGAAAACAACAACAUAUGUACAGUUCUUGGCUCAGUGAUCAGAAAAAGAUAAAAAUUCAUAUUAAUCUGAUGGGGCUUCAUUCAUUAAAAUGUUUAAUUUCAAUAUAAUUAACGUUCAAAAUCGAUAAAACAGCAAAAAAAUUCUAGCAUUCAUAUUUUGGGUAACUUUAGAGUUACGUUUUAAUAUUUCAAAGAAAUUGGUGACAUUUAUUGUAACCUGCUGAUUUUAGCAUCAGGAUCAGUUUUCCAUAAAUUACAUGUUUGGCUUUUGGUCAUAAGCACAAAAUCUGCGGCUGGCAUGUUUUUAAUGAAUGAGGCCCUCAGGCUGAAAAACAGGCCUCAUCUACUCUUUUAUUCUCUUACAACAUCAAACUCCUCGUUGGAUAUUCUCUUUGACUUAUUCACACAAAUCUGUUGCAUCCUUUUUUUAUACAGAAUUCAAAAUAUCUUGUUUUUGUGUGUGCAUUUG